This is a messenger RNA of Amphibalanus amphitrite, 3423 nucleotides long. RefSeq lists its product as uncharacterized. The coding region runs from base 29 to 3307 and encodes 1092 amino acids. The transcript has 2 exons. The record is from RefSeq and is a predicted model, not a curated record. Lineage: Eukaryota; Metazoa; Arthropoda; Thecostraca; Balanomorpha; Balanidae.
UGUGGCUCGAGGUGAGGCAACCAGACUGAUGAAAGAGCUUGCCGAAUGUGAUAAUUCUCAAGAGGACGACCUUGCCUUGGCAAUACACCACCUUGAGCAGCACGUUGAUCUGAUGACCGAGAUCCAGGUGAGCCUGACAAAGCUGUCUGUGCCUGAUGAUACCUCGCAUGUUCAGGAUAUGCAGGAUCAGAUUUUCAAAGCUAAGCGUGUGCUUGCUCGUCUGGAAAGGAGCUCUGAGGUCUCUGUUGGAAGGGCUCAGUGUGUGCCGCCUUACCUGGGGGGAAAGCUGGACCUGAAGCUGCCCAAGUUCUGUGGGGAUGUGGAAAAGUGGUCAGAGUUCUGGAGCCUGUUCUGUGUAUCUGUCCAUGACAACCCUGCUUAUGCACCUGUCGAAAAGCUGGUGCACUUGAAGGCGCACCUCGUCGAUCAGGCAGAGGUGGCUGUGCAGGGUCUUCCCAUCACUGACCAGGGCUACUUGAAGGCUGUGGAGACCCUGAAGGAAAGGUUUGAUCGCCCAGAUUUGUGCAUUAAGGUGCUGAUGCAGAGAUUGUUGUCCACCACCCCUGUGCACAGUGACAAUGACUUGGUCCGCUUGCGCCGCAUGAUUGAUGGGCUGAUUUCUGAGGUCAGGGCGCUGGAGACGAUGAACGUGUUGCCUGACUCAUAUGCUGUCCUGCUGAUGCCUGUGCUAUUGUCGUGCAUCCCUGAGUCAUGGAAGAUUGAGUGGCUGAGAUGCAGUGCUGACUCAUCUGAUGAACUCACAGUCUUCCUGAAGUUUCUGCAGAAGGAGAUGAGCAUCAGGGAGGAGGCAGCUGCUCGGAGGAAGAGGACCACCAGUGAGCAGCUACCUACCGCAGUACCUGGGAAGCCGACAGUCAGCAUGCUGAACGUGAGGCAGAAGAAGGGACCUGACUGGGUAUGUCUGGCAUGCGGAACGGGUAAGCAUGGCCUGGCUGCGUGUUCGGCCUACCGCACCAUGACUGUGCCUGUUCGCUGGGAUGUUGUGCGCCAGGCUAAGCUCUGCUACCAGUGUCUUGGCCCCCAUCUGCUGCGUGCUUGCCACAGCACCCGAUGCCCAUGGUGUGGUGGCCCGCACCACUCGUCAUUGCACCCACCGCCCGGAGAGCAUGCAGCCCUCAUGCCUACUGAGAGAUGUGUACCUGAUCGCGGACAACUGUCACCCCCUGCCGCUGCUGCUGUGUCUGAGAGUCGCAUGCCUGAUCGCAGACCAUUGCCGCCCCCUGCUGCUGCUGGUACUUUUUCUGCCAACCAGGGACGGAUGUGCAUGGGCGUGCGGAGCCAGCAGCACUGCUACGUGCAGACAGCGCUCGUGGAGGUGGCUGGUCCUCGGGGCGUGCGUCUAGUACGCGCGCUGAUUGACGGCGGGGCAGACGCCUCCUUCAUCCGGGCUUCACUGGCUGACCAGCUGGGACUCGAGAAGGUCGGCCAGGGGACCUUCGCGUGCGUCGGAUUCAAGGAGAGAGUUGAGGAGGCUCACCAGUACGACCAAGUAAGCGCGCGGCUCACUGGAUACCAGAAAGGUGAGGCCGAGCUUGUGUUCUGGAGAACUGAUAAGCUGUGUGCGCCCGUGGGAGCUCCACCACCCAUUCAGUCUCUGCCCCCAAGUGUAGAGCUUGCUGAUGACUUCCGUGACGGACCUGUUGAUGUUCUAAUUGGGUGUGAUCAGCUGUACAAGGUGGUGUUGUGGAACCAGGUGGAGGUGAAUCCUGGCCUCCGUCUGGUGGAGACUGUGUUUGGGUAUGUGCUCCAUGGACAGUCUCCAGGCCAGCAGACGACCCGGCAGCGGCACGCCUACCGCUGUCAGCUGGUUGACGUCGAGCGAAUGUGGACGCUGGACGCUGUGGGAGUCGCCGCAGAGGAGACCGCCGAGAGAGACCCACCUGUACCGACUUGGAACGCCACCGAGAACAGGUAUGAGAUGGGGCUAGUAUGGAAGUCCGACCAGCGCCCAGUGUCUAACCUGAUGUUAUCGAAGACCCGGACUCACCGUAUGACAGAGAAGUUGAAUGUUGAACAGUUCCAGGAGUACGAUGACCACCUGCAUCAGCUGCUGGAAGACGCUGUCAUCGAGCCCGCGCUGCCGAGUCCGCCAUCAGAGUUCAUCUUACCGCACCGAGGACUGCACCGCAACGGCAAACUGCGAGUGGUGUUCGAUGGAUCAGCGCCAGACGGUGCAGGUAUGAGCCUGAACUCCUACCUUGAGCCGGGAGAGAACCUGCUGCAUCGUUUACCAGCUGUGCUACUUAACUUCCGUUCAGGAGCCGUGGGUUGUCAGACGGACAUUCGUGCAGCUUUCCAUCAGAUUGUACUCACUGAGGAGGACCGUCAGUUCGUGCAGCUGCUGUGGGCGGGCCAGCGGCUGAGGUUUCGCAGGGUCCCGUUUGGACUCACCUGUUCGCCCUACAUGCUGCUGUGCACUAUCGCUGAGCACGUCCGCCGGUGUCUGCGCGAUGAACCUGUUCUGUUGCAGAAGGUUCAGGAUUCCGUCUACAUGGACGACAUGUGCCCGUCCUUCAGUACGAGGGCGGAGGCAGAGGCCGGACUGACGAAGAUGGGUGACGUCUUCAGCGAGGCCUCCAUGGAUCUUCACAAGACCAGGAUGUCUGGUGACGACACUGAGGACGAGAAGGUGCUCGGCCUACUGUGGAGCACAAGAUCGGAUCGUCUGGCCGUGACCGUGCCACAGGUGCCCUGCCCUGGCACCCGGACUGAGCUGCUAUCUGCUGUGAGUAGACCGUUUGAUCCGCUCGGCGUGGUGACGCCGUGGCUGAUCUGGGGGAAGGCCCUGUUUCAGCGUACCUGGCUUGACGCUGAAUGCACAUGGGAUAGUCCCCUGAGUGGGGAGCUGCAGACCGAGGUCCGAGCCUGGUGGAGAGACUCGCCGGGGAGGGUGAUCUGGUUCCCUCGCCUAGCCGGAGCGCGUGACGAUCAGUCCGGAGCGACUUUUCACGUGUUUUGUGACGCGUCUCGGACCGCCUACUGCGCGGUGGUGUAUGUGGUCCAGGGUGGGGAGCCUGCCCUGGUGAUGUCGAAGAGUAGGCUGGCCCCCCUGUCUCCACAUCUAACGAUCCCCAGGCUGGAGCUGAUGGCCGCUGUUGUUGGAGCCAGGUUGAUGGACUUCAUCAAGAACGCGCUGCAUCUGGAGAGCGCAACAGUCACCUACUGGUCCGACUCGACCGACGUGCUUCACUGGCUCAACCGGAGGCGGCCUCUCAAGAUGUUCGUGGAGAACCGGGUGAAGACUGUGCUUCAGUUGACGACCGCCGACCAGUGGAGCAGGCAGUGAACCGCACCGCGUGGAUUCUUCGUUUCGCGCACAACGCCAGGCACCAGCGCACGGAGAGGAGGAGUGGAGCGCUGUCACCCGAGGAGCGCCGGGAGGCGCUGCGGUUCUGGAUCCGG